This is a messenger RNA of Cicer arietinum (chickpea), 2787 nucleotides long. RefSeq names its product potassium transporter 5. NCBI's taxonomy places the organism in Eukaryota, Viridiplantae, Streptophyta, Magnoliopsida, Fabales, Fabaceae. Gene Ontology annotation, biological process: potassium ion transmembrane transport. The record is from RefSeq and is a predicted model, not a curated record. Gene Ontology annotation, molecular function: potassium ion transmembrane transporter activity. Gene Ontology annotation, cellular component: membrane.
AGUACAUUUUCAACACCUCCAACACAAACAUUAAGUCAUACAUAAAAAAAAAAAAAGCAUAAUUAAUUAAGAUGAAUGGAGGAGAAGCAGAUCAAGUGAAGAUAGAGGAAGAAAAAGAGACGAUGAAGAACGACACAGAGAAGAAACUGAAAGAUCGAAAAGUGUCAUGGGCGAAGCUUCGCCGAGUAGACUCUCUCAAUUUGGAAGCGGGAAGAGUUACUAUGGCCGAAAACAACCAUUCAAAGAUGGGUUGGAGCAUGACACUGAUGUUGGCAUUUCAAAGCAUAGGGAUUGUAUAUGGUGAUAUUGGUACAUCUCCACUAUAUGUGUAUGCAAGUACUUUUACGGAUGGAAUAAAAAACAACGAUGACAUUCUUGGUGUUUUGUCUCUCAUCAUCUAUACCAUUGUGCUCAUACCUAUGCUUAAAUACGUUUUCAUUGUCUUAUGGGCUAAUGAUAAUGGCAACGGUGGAGCGUUUGCACUAUAUUCAUUGAUAUGUAGGCAUAUAAAUGUGAGUUUGGCUCCCAAUCAACAGCCAGAGGACAUGGAACUUUCAAAUUACAACCUUGAAAUACCAUCUACCAAGCAAAAAAGAGCUCAUAGAUUAAAGCAAAAGCUUGAGAAAAGUCAUUUUGCUCGAAUUCUACUUUUACUUCUAGCUAUAAUGGGAACUUCCAUGGUCAUAGGAGACGGUAUUCUAACUCCAUCAAUUUCAGUUCUUUCUGCGGUGAGCGGGAUCAGUAAAUCACUUGGUCAAGAUGCUGUUGUGGGCAUCACUGUAGCAAUUUUGAUUGUCCUAUUUGCUAUGCAACGAUUUGGUACUGAUAAAGUGGGAGCCUUAUUUGCUCCAAUAAUUUUAAUAUGGUUUGCAUUUAUUGGUGGAAUUGGUAUCUACAAUUUAUUCAAAUACGACGUUGGAGUAUUACGAGCUUUUAAUCCAAAAUAUAUAGUUGAUUACUUCAAAAGAAAUGGUAAGGAUGGAUGGUUAUCACUAGGUGGAGUCUUUCUAUGCAUUACAGGAUCCGAGGCCAUGUUUGCUGAUUUGGGUCACUUCAGUGUACGAGCCAUUCAAAUUAGCUUUACUUGCAUUACAUUUCCUGCAAUAUUGGCAGCAUAUAUUGGGCAAGCAGCAUUUCUAAGAAAAUUCCCUGAAAAAGUGGCAGAUACUUUCUAUGAUAGUAUACCAGACCCCUUGUAUUGGCCAACAUUUGUUGUUGCUGUUGCUGCGGCCAUUAUAGCUAGCCAAGCAAUGAUUUCAGGAGCAUUUUCCAUUAUAUCACAAGCCUUGAGUCUAGGUUGUUUCCCUAGAGUUAAGGUUGUGCAUACUUCAGUUAAACAUCAUGGUCAAGUGUAUAUUCCAGAGGUCAACUACAUGUUUAUGAUUGGAUGUAUUAUAGUUUGUGCUGCCUUCAAGACCACAGAUAACAUUAGCCAUGCAUAUGGGAUUGCUGUUGUUGGUGAUAUGUUGAUAACAACCACACUUGUUUCACUUAUAAUGCUUGUUAUAUGGAAGAAGAGCUUAUGGAUGGUCAUACUCUUCUUUUUCACAUUUGGUUUUACAGAAAUUGUUUAUUUCUCAUCUCAAAUAACAAAGUUCACUGGUGGAGGCUAUUUUCCAAUUGUACUAGCUAUGUUCUUAACAAUAGUUAUGGGAAUUUGGCACUAUGUUCACAAAGAAAGAUACAUGUUUGAACUCAAUAACAAAGUUUCAAGUGAGUUUUUAAGGGAAUUAGCCACCAAUACACAUGUACAUAGAGUACCAGGAAUUGGAUUUUUGUAUUCUGAGUUAGUGCAAGGAAUUCCUCCAAUAUUUCCACACUUAAUUUCUAAUGUACAGUCCAUUCAUUCUGUUCUCGUCUUUGUUUCCAUCAAGACUAUUCCUGUCAGCAAUGUUGCUUCCGAAGAGAGGUUUUUGUUUCGACAGGUGGAAUCACGCGAGUAUCGAAUUUUUCGAUGUGUUGUCAGACGCGGUUACAAUGAUGCCGUUGAGGAGCCUCUUCAGUUUGAGUCGCAAUUGAUACAAAAUCUCAAGAGAUUCAUUCAACAAGAGAAUUUUAUGAUCGAUGUUAAUGAAGGUAAUACUAAUGUAACAACAACAACAGAACAAUUAGUACCUAUUUCUGGUAAAGAGAGUAGUACUGAGAUGGAUGACGUAUCAGGUAAAGAAGUUAAGCCAAGGUUGAGUAAUUCUUCUAAUCGAAUUAUCCCGAGUUAUGGUGGUGUGUCUCAUGUUUCAUCGGAUUCUAUUCGAUCGUUGCCUGGAAGUGUGACAAAAUCAUCAAAUUUCUUUGCGCCUAUAGUUCAAGGACCGGAAGAGGAAAUAAAAUUUAUUGACAAAGAAAUGGAAAAGGGUGUGGUGUAUAUGAUUGGUGAAGCAGAGGUUGUAGCUCAUCCAAAUUCUUCCAUUUUGAAUAAGAUUGUUGUGAACUAUGCUUAUAGAUUCUUGCGCAAGAACUUUAGACAAGGAGAAGAUUCUAUGGCAAUUCCACACAAGAGACUUCUUAAGAUUGGAAUGACAUAUGAAAUAUGACAUUUGAGAUAUGUAGUGAAACAAAUUGAUAUAUAUUAUGCAUAUAUGUUAACUACUACUAGGCUCAAAGCUGGUUGGUUUAAUUAUUUUUGCGUUAUGUGAAAAAUGAAAUGUUGUAUUAUAAGAUAAAUAUGUAUUUUUGUGCUCAAUUUUAUUUUUUUAUGUUUGUAACUUUUUCACCAAGUCAUGUAAGUUUUGAUUGAUGGAGAAGUGAGCAUCAUUGCUCUCACAUAAAUAAAGUGCAAAUUGUGAAUCA